Molecule: messenger RNA, 5811 nt
Organism: Spinacia oleracea (spinach)
Lineage: Eukaryota; Viridiplantae; Streptophyta; Magnoliopsida; Caryophyllales; Amaranthaceae
Exons: 11
Coding region: 528-4643 (1371 amino acids)
Biological process (GO): negative regulation of transcription elongation by RNA polymerase II
Molecular function (GO): histone reader activity
Source: RefSeq, a predicted model, not a curated record
CUGAAAAAAAUGUUGAAGCGAGAAAUUCAAUCCCAAACUCCAUAACUUGGGAGGAAGAGAGAGAAAGUUUAGAGAGAGAAACAAGAAUUUUUCUUUAGAACUCUCUGAAUAUAUUAUCUUUGAAUUAACAAUUUAAUCAGUAAUUUAAUUUGGAUUAAUUAAUAAAACAAAUUAUAGUCGGUGACAAAUUCUCACUUACAAUUCACAACCAAACACGCCCCCUAUUUUCUCUCUCCUCUGCUCGGCGGCCGGUGACAUUGCCGCUUUCACUGUAUCGUCUUUCUCUCUCCUUUUCAUGGGCGAUCUUUCGGUUUUUUUAAGAUCUGAGAGACAUCUGGAGGUUUUAAGUUAUCGAUUGAGCUCGCGCCUUACUCAGCUUGUUACACACUGAUCUCAGUGAGGAUAUAUUUCGUGUUUGAGGGCACAAGGGGUGUGUACUGAGGCAAAGAGGUUUUUCAAAAGAAAAUUGCAAAGACACGUCCACUUCUAGCAUUUUGUUGACGUUGUGAGCAACACAAGAAGUUAUCAUGGUGUUGAAGAAGGAUGAUCACACUGCUGCCUUUUCCCGGGCAACAGAUGAUAGUGAGGAUUCUGAGGGGAGGAAGGACAGGAAAGGUUUUGGGCAGGAUAGUGAUGGCAGUUCCAUAGCUAAUGAAGCGAAGGAGGUUUUUUGCUCUGGCACGGAUAAAAAUGAUAGAAGUGGGUCAUUUGAGAGUGGUCUAGUUAACAGUUCGGGUCAAGGAGUUGAGGCAGUUGAUUUGAGGAAUAACCCUGAGAGUCCGGGUUUAGGCAUUGAUAUAGAAGACAAGCACCUUGAAUCUAGAAAGCAGAAUCAAUUUUCAGAAGACACUAUUCAGAGAUUAUCCGUAUCGCCUAGUGACGAUUGUGAUGGCCAGAGCGAGAAGGCUAUGCAGUCGAAUGAAGCAAUGGAGUCGGAUGAAAAGUUUGAACCAUCUUUGCAAACAUCUACUGCAGAUGAUGUUGAUGAAUCUGAUGUUGAGGAAGAAGAUGUAAAGGUUUGUGAUAUAUGUGGCGAUGCUGGCCGUGAAGAUUUGCUCGCCGUAUGUAGUAGGUGCAGUGAUGGUGCAGAGCACACGUAUUGUAUGCGAGUGAUGCUUGAAAAAGUUCCAGAAGGUGAUUGGUUUUGUGAAGAAUGCAAAUAUAAUGAAGAACUAGAAGCACGGAGACAGGAGCAUGUGAAACAGCUAGGUAGUAAUGAAAGAAGUAAAUCUCUUGGAAGGACAAGCUCCUCAAACUCAGAACAUUCUUCCAAGUUGGAUAAAAAAGACUCCUUCGGGGAACGUAGUAAAUUGAAAACUGUUAGUCUAAAUAAACAACUUUCGGCAAAGAGGUCUGGAGAUAGCAUUGAAGCUGGUCCAACAGCAAAAAAGCAGGUUUUUGAGUCAAGUGCAGGUUCGCCAACUGCAUUAAGUCCUAGUCGAGUGCCUGUGUUGUCUAGGGAUUGUUCUUUUAAGAACUUGGAUAAGACAAAAGGGAAGUCUAUAAAUCAAUUAUCGACAGGCACUGAAUCUGCUGGGGAUUCUUCUGAAAGUACACGUUCUCCUACUAGAAAUUUGGCUCACAUCCUGAAAGGUAAUUUUGCAAAGUCAAAUUCCUUUGGCUCCUCUAAUUUGAAGUCAAAUGUAAAGGUGUCAGAAGAAGUUGUUCAAAAGCAAAAGCAAGGUGAUGUUGACGUAAAGGACGGGCCAGGAAAAUUUGUCGGGAAAUCUAUGUCUUUUAAAGGAUUAGGUCGUUCAAGUUUGACAGAACCGAAAGUCAAAAUGCUCUCUCCUAAAUGUGCUCCUGUUCAGGAAUUGAAAGGUCAAAAGCAAGGUAGAGAUCGUAGUUCAUUUGAAAGAAAGAACUCUAUCAAAUUGGACCAUUCUAUUCCUGUUCAAACGGCAGCUAAUUCUACCAAGCGUCUUCCUCGUGUUGAUAACAUCUCAGCUUUAUCUGUAAGCAAUAGUCGCGAUUACAAGAACGCACAAUCUGAUGGAAAACUGACUAGUUUGUCAAAGCAGGCGAGCAAUUUGGCUCAUAAAUCUCCGGAUGCCAUAGGUUUUUUAACAGGUGAAGUUAAGAGGCUGUCAGCGACAAAUAUCAGGGGAUCUGGAACUAGUGGCUCUGCUGAAGGAAAGUCCAGCCAUGUCAGCUUAAAGGAUGGGGCAACUAUAAAUUCUUCUCGGGCUGUUGAUGGAUCAGUCGUUGGUACCAAUGGGGCCAAGGUAGAAGUUCUUGACAAUCAGAACGAAAAAGCACUAGAAAAUACUUUUGGUCGCUCUAGACAAGGUGUUAAUGGUGCUUUGGUUAGUGGAAAUCGCCGAGGGAUUUCCUCAGAUGCUACCCUGUUGAGAGCAAAAGAUGGGAUACAUGAAGAAAAUAAACUAAAAGCCGCAAUUGAGGCGGCAAUGCAAAAAAAGCAGCACAUAUUUAAAAAGAAUAAGAUUCCUGGCAAGGUUAAUGACUUUUCAGUGUCAAUUAGUCAAGGAAAUCAUGUAGGAGAUGCAGUUUCCAAUCAAGCAAUAGAUUUAGUAGCUGAGGAAGCAGCUCAUGCGAGAGAUACGGGACUUUCUAACCACACAUCAAACUCUUUCAAACAUACAUCUAAUUAUAGUGCUAAGGAGUUUAAAGUACACCCUGAUGAUUUUGUCAUUUCUUCUGAAGAAGACUCUGUUCUCACAUUGUCAGCCGUUCCUGAACAAGAAGCUAUCUGGCAGGGAGGUUUUGAGAUACAUAGAAAUGGAAAAGUUUCAGAUGUAUGUGGUGGGUUCCAAGCACAUUUGUCAAGUUUUGCAUCUAGUAAAGUGCUUGAAAUGGUGAGAAAGCUUCCGCAGAAAAUUGUUUUUAACGAAGUAUCUCGACCCUGUGCAUGGCCUAUUCAGUUCAAGGAAGCUGGUGCUCAGGAGGAUAAUAUUGCCUUAUAUUUUUUUGCCAAAGAUCUUGAAAGUUAUUUGAGGAGUUACAAGAAUAUGUUGGAGUAUAUGAUGAAGCACGACUUAGCUCUUAGAGGAAAUGUCAAUGGGGUUGAACUUCUUGUAUUCCCAUCAAACCAACUUGCUCAUAGAUCACAGCGGUGGAAUACUUUAUUUUUUAUGUGGGGAGUAUUCCGAGGAAGGAGGGCACAUUGUCCAGAUGACAGAGGUUCUUCUUUGAAGAGGCCUGAAAUUUCUGUUUCUGUUUCUAAUACGGUCCCUAGAGACAAAGAUGUUUCCCUAGCUGCUUGUCUAUCUGAGGAUACAUGUUUGCAGAGGCGUGCAAUAGAAGACUUGUCUGUAUCAGGCGGUGAUACUGUUGUAUCGAGAUGUGAGGCUCCUGUUUUAGAUGGGUCGUCUCUUCAAAAGUCUGGCUGUUUGUCAAAUGGAGACUGUUAUGACCAGGGAUGCAAAGUAGGUAGGACCUGUUUGAGCUCACAAACCCGCCAAGGAAACCUUGAGAAAAGAAUCAAAAAUAGUUCUUCAAUUUUAGGUGGUUCAGAAGCAUGUUCAGUAUCAGAGACUGCUCCUCUGGAAGAUCACAGUCAGCUAGGUCCUAAUGUAAGUGUUCAGCAUCAGCACUCAAAACAGGAAGUUGAUACUGGCGAUAAUCUUCAUGAGCCCAAGAAGUCGUCAUCAGAUCUUAUGUUGGAGAAACGAGAUAAGUCAGCUCAUUCUUCCAAGCUGCUUACGGUGGGUAAGCAAGAGGGUUCCUCUGUUUUCGUUUUAGAAGAAGGGGAAGUGCUACAUAAGGUAAGCAACAAUGUUGAUGAGAAACCUGAGAAUAGCUUGAAGCAAGAAGAUAAGUGUGUGGAUAACAUACAGAAACUUGAGAAUAAUGUGGAGCAAGUGGAGAAGUAUGAUGAAGUUAAGUUGAAACGGGAGGGAAGAAUGAAGCAAGAAGGGUAUGUGGAUAUAAAUGUUUCUGCCGAUGGUAGCAUGGAUGACCUCAACGGGUUACAAUGUUCACCCAAAACACAUUUAGAUGAAGAUUCGAAACCUACAAUAGAAGCUGUUUCUGUGAUCCCAAACCAAAAGAGGCCAUGGGCAAAUAGGGAAGACGGCUCAGAGGGCAGUGACCAAGCAUGCAACAGUAAAAGAAUAAAAGAGGAUGAUGGCUAUUAUGGGUGCGAGCUACGUAGUCUUCCGAGUUCUUUUGGUGAUAAUAGGUUUUCAUCCCAAAUUCAAGAUGUGAGCACUAGCUCACGUAUUGAGGAUACAUCUAAUGAAGCUGUUGACACGAAAUCAACUUCUGAGAGAUGCUUCUUUCUUGUGGAUUCACAUGCUGCACAAAGUGUCUCGUCGUCAGGAGAUCACUCGUCGUCACCUUGGAAAGUGCCUUUGUUAGGAAAUGAAAAUCGUGGAUCUCCGAACUUGGAACUGGCUUUAGGAGUCCAAAAGAACAAGUCAAGAAAAGGAGUUUUGCCUUUCUUUGCUGGGAUAGUUGAUAGAAAAGGCCCUGACAGGCCUCCUGACAUAGCAGCAUCACCAAAGGAAAAGGACGAAGAUGCCAGUGCUUCUCUCUCUCUUUCCCUCGCAUUUCCAUUCUCGGAUAAGGAAAACCCAACAAGGUCUGAAAUGCCCCUGACAACUCUUGAACAGGCACUUCCUGCAAGUGGUGGUGAGGCGAAUACUUCACUGCUGCUUUUCAGGGGUUCAUCAGGCAAAUAGACAGGUCAGUUCUCAUAUGUAUAUUAAUUAUUUCGCAUAUGGCAAAUUAGUCGGUCAUAUAGAGAGGACCCAUGCUCCUAUGUUCAUAACCAACCCCACAGGAUAUGUUAAUAUUUUACCCUGCCCUAAAACCUUAAAAUCUCCACUCUUCUUUUCUUAUUUUCCCCUCUUUUGGUUGGUUGGUGCAUAGGCAUGCACGGCUCUUUGUAUAUAAAGAGAAUAGUAGCCGUCACAGACCUCACAGUCCACAAUUGCAUAAACAGCUGUUCUAUGUAACGAAAAUUGUUGUCUAGUUUUGUCUAAUGUACUUCAAUUAACAAUUUCUUUACAAGAUAGCGAAAUAAGUUUUAUGUAUUAUCUUGUUCCGAGUAGUAAAGAAGGAUGAGAUUUAUAGUGUUAACUUUUAUACAUAGUUUUUACUUUUGUACUGGGGAGAACAGUGUGUUAAAACUGUUAAUCAUGAGCUUGGCCUGUGGUUGAGCCAGGCAAUGGAUUGUUGGACCAAGUAUUUUUGGUGGGUGUUUACAAGUCUGGAAAUGAUGACAAUUCUUGCAGCUUAUUAUGUUUACCAAUAUGGUAAAACCGCGGACUGGGAUGAACUGUAAUUCACGUCAUAUUCUGAUACAACGAGUCUCUCAUCUUGCCGAGGAAUGUAAUUCGUAUUGAUCUUGAGAUUGGCUUGUUUGGACUUCGUCUUGGAUUGAAAAUGCUUGUGUUUCACACUCGGGCUAACUAACAUGAAUAUGAAGUACAUGAUACUCGGGAGUGCAAUUCGAAUUAAGCCUGAGAUUGGCUUGGUUGGAUUUCGGCUUGGAUUGGUUUGCCACAUGAUGAACACCCUCCCUUUUGAAUAAAAGGUAACGCGAAGGGAUAGAGGAAAAACAAUCAUCUGUGUUAACGGAGGAAGCCAUCGACCAAGCUUGAGAUGCAAGGUGCCGUUUUGAGGGAAAUGCAGGUUGUCCGUAACUUUAUAAAGGCAUGCUAUCACCUGUUUAGGUUAGGUUCGCCUGAAUUUUGUAAUCGAUCAGUUUGUAUUCUAUCCAUCUUCGAUAAGUUGGCAUAACUUGUACUUUCUUUUUUUGAUGGGAAAGGAGAGUGGCAUAACUUGUACUUACUGAAGAAGAAAAAUAAAAAUGAGUAUCAAUGAAAUUCUCAGCUGUCUCCAAAA